Entamoeba invadens IP1 is the source of this 1896-nucleotide messenger RNA. RefSeq lists its product as hypothetical. The record is from RefSeq and is a predicted model, not a curated record. The transcript has 2 exons. Gene Ontology annotation, biological process: protein autoprocessing; positive regulation of DNA-templated transcription. Gene Ontology annotation, cellular component: nucleus; endoplasmic reticulum membrane. Gene Ontology annotation, molecular function: DNA-binding transcription factor activity; sequence-specific DNA binding. NCBI's taxonomy places the organism in Eukaryota, Evosea, Mastigamoebida, Endamoebidae. Bases 1 to 1896 code for a protein of 631 amino acids.
AUGACUGAAGUCACGAAUCCACUCCGUAAGAAAGGCUGGGAGUGCACAUUUCCUGGAUGUAACUCUGGUCCAAAAACCAAAUACAAUUGUUACAGCCAUGUGUGGGAUAGUCACUUAAGACACUUAUCUGCAUGCCCGAUGUAUGGUGGGCAGAAGGGAGAGGUUUACAAAAAGUUGACGGAUCGUACAACAGCGAAAAGACAAUGUGAGGUGUAUAUGUUAGAAGUUUUUGAAUCUGAAGAGGACAAACACCCCGAAACAACACAGUUACAAACUACUGUUGUGCAAUCGUCUAAUGUCAUACCAAACGAUGUGGUGACUUUACCAACUGCACCUGAAAUACUUGACAACACUUUGAACGGACCGCAAACGACAAAUUAUAUCACUAACGCGAUGACUUAUAACCUUCCAUCAACGCAUUCACUCUCUCAACAAACUGGAAAUAAUGGGAGCAACGCCUUUCAACAAAACACUCCAAUCAACACACUCAAUACCACCUUUUUCCAAUCGAGCCCACGAGACACUUCAAGCAGCACAGCAUACAUGAAUUAUGUUUUAGACUCCGCAAACGAACAGGCAGAGAGUUUGCUGCAGUACAACGACUUUAUAUCGGUCAUUCAACUUUCUGCGGAUUUAAAGCGGCUCAGAGUUGCAGGACAGAUCUUUGCGGAGAACGGGUUUUUGCAGCGAUCGGAUGCGCGUGUCAAGGAGCAUAUUGUUCCCCUCCAAAAGUCAUUAGAAAAGGUUUUGCAAUUAACUGGAAAGUCGUACAAAUACAUUGGAUCAAACAAUGUUAAUAUGGGGUUUAUAGCUCAAGAAGUGAAAGAGAUCUUCCCUGAGUUGGUCCACGAAGAUGAAGACGGCCUUUCUGUUGAUGUCAUUGGAAUGGUCCCACUUUUAGUGGAGUCGUUGAAAGAGAUCCACACGGCAAUCUCUGCAAGUAAAAUCGAUAACGUUUCAAAAAUUGAGGAAUUGACAAAGGCGACCGACGAGGCGAUGGAAACGAUCACCAACGUGUAUGACGAAAUCAAGAAAUUUGACCAACUCCAAGAAGCUGAGAGUUUGUUGCAGUACAACUUUUCUAUGGGGCCAGCAAUAGUGACGCUGGUGUUUGCGGUGAUACUGACCAUGAUAUCGAUAUAUGUUGCUUUUGCACUUCCAAAACUGCCAGGGAUGUGGGUGUAUACGUGGACUGUUACGAUAUUGAUGUGGGCGAGUUGUUGGCGGAAACGGAAUGAAUUGACGCAAACGAUUAAAAGUCGAGAGGUAGUGUUGUAUUGGGAACAGGAGAAUUGGGUAUCGAACUACAUCUUUCUAUUUCUUGGGAUUUUAGCAUUAGGGAUGAGUGUGAUCAUGGGUAAUUCUAUCAUUGCACUGACUAUAGUAAUUGUCUCAGUGUUUCUUGCGAUAGGAUUUAUUGGACUUGUGCUGAACAAACGAUUCCAAAUGUCAUUUUGUGUGAUCUUCACCGUACUGGUGCUGUUUUUUGUUGUUGUUUGUGUGGUUGUUGGAGUACUUUUUAUCAUACAACCCGACUUUAGGUGCUCGAUACACCAUAACCAAGGAGAAACACUCUUGAAGGUUCAACUCAAUGAGAAGUCGCAACGGCUUGUUGUCAACGAAUUGCCAUGGAACUGCUGGUCGAGUUCAUUUGAAUUUAACGAAGCACUCCCGGACGGGUUUUAUGGGGUGACAAACUCGGACGAGUCUGAACCAUUUCUCGAGGGGACAACGUCGAGCAAUUUUCCGACAUCGACUGUCUCGGUGUAUCUGAAGUGUGUCGACUAUGUGAAGUUCUAUUGUGGGGAUGUGAAGUUUCAAACUUGUUCUGGAAGAAUUGAAAAAGAUGAUUGUAUAGGGAAUGGUUGUUUGUGGAAAGAAGGUGUUUGUAUCUGA